CUGAUUGUAAGAGCGAAUAAAAAUCCCCAAACUCCAGCUAGGGAGGUUAAAUCAGGUCUGAAACCCGACUGAGCACAUAUGGUUGAGUACGAUCUCAAAAAAAGACAAGAAACAAGAAUAGAAAGGUGGAUACAACCGUUCCCUGCUGAGGAUUAACACUGGGAUCAACUCUCUGGGACGGGGGGAAUGGAACAGCUGUGCUCUGUGGCUUGUUGUUAAGGGGCCCUGGACUUACCCAUGUCUGUAUACUGCAGCUAGGAAGUUGUAAUUCUGUCCUGUUGAGCAUUUGCUAGAAGAGAACUUAACUCUUCACUACCCUCCACAUAUCUGAGACACACGUAUCAAACCGUUUCAGGUGCUCCACUUUUCCUCUUACUGCCAUAAGAAUGGGAGAUUAUGAUGACGUUACUGCCUUCCUGGGUCAGAAAGGACCUUAUUUCUAUAGGACUUUCUUUCUUCUGAACACACUUUUCAUCUCCACUGGAUUCUUUGGUCUGUUCAUUGUAUUUGUUGGAGCAACUCCCCCACACCACUGUUUUGUCCCAGACUCGGGCAACCUGAGCGAGGCAUGGAGGAAGGCCAUCAUUCCCAUAGAGGUGGUGAACGGACAGGAGGAGGAGAGCAAGUGCAGUAGAUACAGGCUGGAUGUGGUCAGAAACCUGUCUGCUCUGGGCUACAUCCCCGGCCUGGACGUCAACCUCACUGAGGUGGAGCAGGAGUACUGUGUGGAUGGAUGGAGCUACAGCAAAGAUAUAUACCAGUCUACCAUAGUCACUGAGUGGGACCUUGUAUGUGACAAUGAGUGGAAAACUCCUUUUGCCUCGUCGACUCUUUUUGUGGGUUUCCUGAUUGGAUCCCUGUUGUCUGGACAGCUUUCUGACAGGUUUGGGAGGAAGAAAGUUAUUUUCAUCUCUCUUGUUGCCCAGUUGGUCUCUGUGCUCAUUCAGGCCUUCUCUCCCUCAUGGGAGGUUUUCUGCAUUAUGUUCACGUUUGUUGGGGCCUCUCAGAUAUCCCUCUAUAUCAGUGCAUUUGUACUGGGAACAGAGGUGUUGAGUAAGUCCAUGCGUGAAGUUUUCACUACUCUGGGGGCUUUUCUGCACUACUGUAUCGGCUACAUGACACUGCCCUGGAUCGCUUACGCAAUGAGGGAAUGGAGAACACUUCUCAUAAUCCUGUCCAGUGUGUCCGUAGUGUAUAUCCCAUUGUGGUGGUUCAUCCCAGAGUCUCCACGUUGGCUAUACUCUCAGGGAAGAGUAGAGGAGGCUGAGGCCAUACUGAGAGACGCUGCCAAGAGAAACAGAGUCACAGCACCAGAGGUCAUCUUUAAAGACACUGAGUUGGACGUGGCAUCUGCACCGAAAAACAAAUAUAGCAUGAUUGACGUUCUGAGAACCAGCAACAUCAGAUGUGUUACAUUGAUGUGUUUGUUUUUAUGGAUGGCAGUAAACAUGGGAUAUUAUGGACUCUCGCUAAACACAUCCAAUCUGAGUGGAGAUCCUUAUCUAAAUUGUUUCUUAUCAGCUCUUACUGAAGUCCCAGCAUAUGUAGUAUCUACAGUGCUCCUCAGGAACUGUCAGAGAAGACCCCUACUGUCAUCGUUCCUCUUAAUAGGAGGAGGAAUGCUUUUCAUGAUCCAACUCAUCCCUGAGAAUCUGCAAGGUGUUGCUAUAGCUGUGGAGAUGGUUGGGAAGUUUGCCUUCACAAUGUCGUUCACCGUGGUCUACAUCUACACCGCAGAGAUCUACCCUACUGUUGUCAGGAGUGCUGGCGUCGGGGUCUGUUCUUCAGCUGCUCGGAUCGGGACUAUUGCAGCCCCAUACGUCAUCUACCUAGGGAGCAUUAACAAGUACCUCCCCUACAUUAUAAUGGGAAGUCUGACUGUCACCUCGUCCGCUGUGAACCUCUUCCUGCCUGAGACAUUCCGCAAAGAGCUACCAGAGACUGUAGAGCAUAUGCAGCAAUGCAAAGGUUUGUGCAGAAAAGAGCCACGGAAUGCCAAUAUCCUGAAGAAAGGAGGAGAUACCCCAGCAAUAUUAAAUGAGGUCAAACUCUGAUAAGAAACCCUGAAUUGCCCAAUCAGCUCUCCUUAAUAUGACUCAACAAAACCGUGCAAAGCAGGAUACGCUCUAUGAUAAUGUAGACGUAAUGUGUGGGGCACCAGAUGCUGCAACGCAGGACUGUACCACAGUCCAAGCUACCUAUUCUGAGGUGACAUGGUUAUGGAAAUGCUUGUACUGUAUAAGUGUGAGGAUUCCUGAUGGAACAGGGGUUCCAUUUUCUGUCAGCAAAUAGCAAUGUAUAACUGUAAAAAAUACAGCAACAAUACUGUAUUACCCACAACGGUUGCAGCGAGAUUUAUCUCAAAACUUAUUUUUUUAUGAUGUCCUUGGUAAAGCUGAGAAUAUUGACUUGGAUGUAAAGUAAACAAUGUAACAAUGUGUUGCACAUGAUGCAAGAGAGAGCUGAAGUAUUCUAAAUGAGUUUUGAUUAGGGCCAUCCUGCCUAUUUACAGUAUAUUCUUACCUUUACUUUGGGUAACUUUUUGCACUGGAAAAGGCUGUUCAGAAAAGAAUUGGUUAGACUUGCUUGUUGUUUUGCUCUGAGUUAGACCGCUGUACAGAAUAUGGUGUUUGUAGGUUAGAGGGUUAGGAAUUUUUGUUUGAAAUAAUGUGUAUGUAUUGUUUUGCUGUGGCACAUGGCCAAUAAUGAUUUCUAUUAGCAUUGCUGGUGAACUAAUAAUGAGGUAUCUUUCUCAUUCUAGUGGUGAGUACCGCAAAAAAUCCCUGAAAAGUGAAUAUUUUAAUAAACGUUUAUUAUUGUCA
Oncorhynchus mykiss (rainbow trout) is the source of this 2822-nucleotide messenger RNA. RefSeq names its product solute carrier family 22 member 5 (gene slc22a5). The record is from RefSeq and is a predicted model, not a curated record. Lineage: Eukaryota; Metazoa; Chordata; Actinopteri; Salmoniformes; Salmonidae. Gene Ontology annotation, biological process: transmembrane transport. Gene Ontology annotation, cellular component: membrane. Gene Ontology annotation, molecular function: transmembrane transporter activity.